AUGCCACCAAGCAGUUGGUGUGAGGAGCCAGAGUUUCACUCCCCAACACAGACUCUGCUUUGCCAGACGCUCGCUAUGGAACUCCUAGAGACCAACCCAUAUAUUUUUACAGAUCGGUUCUAUGAUGGGGAAAACUACCUGAGCCCACACUUACACAGCUAUGAGCAGGCUGCCUAUCAAGACCGAACGGCCAUGACACUUUGUCCCGAUGGCCGGGCAGGUAUAGAAGAGAAAGUCUCUAUUGUGCCAGACCAUAGUCCUGGCCAGUGUCUGCCUUGGGCAUGCAAAGUGUGCAAGAGGAAAAGUGUGUCCAUCGAUAGGCGCCGUGCUGCCACCCUAAGAGAGAAGCGCCGGUUGAAGAAAGUCAAUGAAGCCUUUGAAGCUCUGAAACGGAGCACUUUAUUAAACCCAAACCAGCGGCUUCCCAAGGUGGAGAUCUUGCGCAGUGCCAUCCAAUACAUUGAACGCUUACAAGCUCUGCUCAGUACCCUCAAUCAACAGGAACGGGACCAACCGGAACUACGCUUCUGUAAUGCCAGCACCCAGCCAGUGGUGCCAAAUGACCAUGGAUCCAGUAGCACCUCAUGCAGUCCGGAGUGGAGCACUCACUUAGAGUUCAGCACUCAUCCUACAGAUCAUCUGCUGAGUGAUGAUUCUUCUGAAGACAGCAAUCUUCAUUCUCUGUCUUCAAUUGUGGAUAGUAUUGUGGUAGAGGAUGUGGCUGUUGCGUUCCAAGAAGAGAGGUCUCAGAACUGAAGCAGUGGCAAACAGUGGCCAUCUCUUCACUUUUUUAAAGGUCAUCACCAGCACAGUGUAAAGUAGAAGAAACAGAAUACUAGGACUUUAUAAUUAGGAGGCAUUUCUAUUCUCACUAAUACUGGAUAAUAUUCCAAAAAGGGAAAAGUUCCCAGCUAACACUGGAUGGCAUUUUGUUUCCCAACCCUGACUGUUCCAGAUCACAAAUAAAGCCACUUAUCCGAUUCCAUAUGCCUGGAAGUGGUUUUGGUUUGUUCGUUUGUUUAAUCCCUUAUACCUAGGCAAGCUAGUGAGAAAGAUGCCUAAUCAUACUCAUUUAAGUAUCUGCCUGGUUUUCAAAAUGAUAGAAUAUUGUGACUUCAAUGAAAAAAUGUGGAUCUUAUUUACUCUAAAAAUUGGAUUGGAAUAGGAUGUUCAAUGUCUUUUGAUGUAUUAUUGCAAACACUAAUUAAGGUUGAAAGAAAUAACAAAACAGCCUGCUAAGGAAGAAUUUGUUUCCUUCCCUGUUUUCAGAAAUGUUGUUCCUUUGGGGGCCAAUUAUUAUUGUUUUUUUAAUUGUGGGUGUGUGCAAAUAUGUGUGUGUUUUUAAAAUAUGCUAUCUGACCAACUUCUUUUGGCAGUUAGUUUGCAAUUUCCAGGCACAGAAGCUAUAUAAAAUGCUGCCACCAAAGUUUUUUUUCUUUUCUUCUUUUUUCUUUUCUUUCUUUCUUUUUUUACUGUGUGCAGUUACCAUUUUUGUAU
Molecule: messenger RNA, 1497 nt
Organism: Candoia aspera
Lineage: Eukaryota; Metazoa; Chordata; Lepidosauria; Squamata; Candoiidae
Gene: MYOG
Product: myogenin
Exons: 3
Coding region: 1-756 (251 amino acids)
Biological process (GO): skeletal muscle cell differentiation; positive regulation of skeletal muscle fiber development; muscle organ development
Molecular function (GO): protein dimerization activity; DNA-binding transcription factor activity, RNA polymerase II-specific; RNA polymerase II cis-regulatory region sequence-specific DNA binding
Source: RefSeq, a predicted model, not a curated record